AAAGUUAUGGGACUAGGUACUGAUGGGGCUUCUACCAUGACAGGUACUAAGGAGGGUUUGACCGGUCACUUCCUUCGUGAGAAUCCCCACAUGAAGAACAACCACUGUGCUGCACAUCGACUUGCACUUUGCUCUGAACAGGCAGCUAAAGGUGUUCCUGGAAUGGUUAAAUUCCAGCAAAGCCUUGAGACUCUCUUUUAUCACUUCAAAAAGUCUCCCACCAAAGCUGAUAAACUUGAAGCAAUCCAAAACCUGUUGAAUGAGCCGUCUGUCAAAUAUCGUGAGGUCCAUCGGGUCAGAUGGCUGAGUUUCUAUGAAGCUCUUGACUCGGUAUAUAGAACCCUGGACUCUUUGUUGUCCUACUGCUCCUCAGACACUAAAGGUCCCAAAGUUGUAGGUCUGAGGAAGAAAGUUGGAAGUGAGAUAUUCAUCAGCUUAACAUAUGCCAUGAUGGACAUUCUCCAGCCUAUCAUGAGGCUGAGUCUUGUGUUCCAGAAGAAAGACUUGGACCUUGGAGUUGUACAGUUACUAUAGGUAAAUUACAAUUAAGUUCUACAAUAUAUUACUCAUACCAAGACAUGCCAUAACCCCCUGGAAAAGCCCACCUAUCUUCAAAGGUUACCCAUAGAUUUGAAUGAUGGAUGCUUCAAGGGGCACC
Molecule: messenger RNA, 658 nt
Organism: Saccostrea cuccullata (small rock oyster)
Lineage: Eukaryota; Metazoa; Mollusca; Bivalvia; Ostreida; Ostreidae
Exons: 3
Coding region: 7-534 (175 amino acids)
Source: RefSeq, a predicted model, not a curated record